GGAAAACCAAACCAAAAAAAAAAAAAAAAUCGUAUUUCGUAAAAAAUCCUUUCGGGGCCGAGUAUAAUUUGGUUUGUUUACUUGUUGUGAAAUUUAUGAAAUAGUAUCUUCAGGUUUUUGUAAAAUAAAUUAUGGCAACUAAAGUAGUUACGUACGUAGGCCGAACAACAGAUUUCAAGGGCAAAACCCUUUGGGAAAUAGUGGGGAGUCUCAAAAAUUUUGGUGUUGGAAGGAUUGUGCGUCGGUCCGUCUUCCAGCGCUACCCUGAACCAAGUUUCAUGAAAAUUGUUAAGGUGGAAACAUGUCCUGAUGAGGAAAGGCGCAGAGUGCGAGUUUGGGUUGAGAAGACAUUUAGGGGGUACAAAUUGCCUAAUGUGACAGAAAUCUACCGGACGUCCUACAAACCUGACUACCAGUUGGUUCCAAAGAAUGAAGAAGCAAAACUUUUAGAUUCUGUGGAGAAAGAACAUUAUUUCCCUGAACAAAUUCUUCCCAGAACUAUUGAAAUGCCACCUUUGAUGAAGAAGUUUAUUGUCAAAGAUCAUGAAAAGAAAGGACUUGAGGUCAUGAAGGAAUAUGUCCUACCUCUCAGCUACAAUCAUAGCCCCAACAGAGUGCAGCGCAUUGCCAAGGAGGGUGAGAAACCCACCAUCGAAUUCACAAUGAAACUAGGAAAGCCCAUUAGUCCAUCAUUAUAUGAAGGAGUGUCCUUGAACUAAAGUAGAAUAUGUACAUUUUCUUGUUAUAUAAAAUAAAUAGUCAAAUAAUUUAGAAUAAAACAAUUUAUCAGUUUAUAGAA
Pectinophora gossypiella (pink bollworm) is the source of this 799-nucleotide messenger RNA. RefSeq lists its product as uncharacterized. Gene Ontology annotation, biological process: mitochondrial translation. The transcript has 3 exons. Gene Ontology annotation, cellular component: mitochondrion; mitochondrial small ribosomal subunit. The record is from RefSeq and is a predicted model, not a curated record. Gene Ontology annotation, molecular function: structural constituent of ribosome. Bases 132 to 719 code for a protein of 195 amino acids. Lineage: Eukaryota; Metazoa; Arthropoda; Insecta; Lepidoptera; Gelechiidae.